AUGCCAAUGCCACUUCACGACGACUUCUCCAGCGGCGGUUGGCUCACCAACCCAGCACAGAUCGUAACUGAACCACGGGUCGAAGCUUCCGAGGUCAUUGCAACUCUUUCCCACUGGUUGACUCAUGGUACGAAGCCAGAUGACAAGAUGCUCGCGCUUGCGUGGUACCAGGAUGAGAAGCAGGAGCAAGCAGUCAAGCAGCUCUUCAAGUGGCUGGGCUGCGCUGCGGUGGUAGCCGGCAGCCCUGAUGGAGAGGUGACUGAAGAAGAUUUCGUUCACUUGAUCAAGUUUGCUCUGCUCGGGGCUGGCUUCUUCAUCAUGCGUGUAGAGUUUCACGAGAAGAACAUACGAGACCGCUACAUGUCCAUCACGCGGGACCGUUCCGUGAACACGAACAUCAAGACCAAGGAUAAGGACCAUCACAAGCAGCAACACGCACUCGAUUCCUUGUUGAGGGACAGAUUCAAGUCACUGAUUGAUCGACCGAUUACCUCGAGGUCAGAGCUCGCAAGCCUGACCAAGUUCGAGAACGCCAAUCACGAGCUUGUUGCCAGUCUCCUCAAAGACACAGAGAGUUGUCUUCAGGACCUCGACAAGGUGUUGCAAACGGAGACAGCGGCUUUGCGGAGAUCUUUGAUGCUGGCGGAACAGGACACUGCACCUGACGGACAUCGUGCGACCCCUCAGCUUCUUUUGGGGCCAUGUGUGGAGAAGUCUGCGGCAGAGAGCAAGAUCAAGUCCUCGCCAGAGGUUCAGCGUGUGCAGCAGGCUCCUGUGGUCGCCGACGCGAAGCCGAAGACCAAGUCGACGGGACUGAGCAGUGGGAGUGUACUUAUGAUGAUGUUGUUGUUGGUCGCCGUUCUGGUCUUCCUGGCCUGA
Molecule: messenger RNA, 879 nt
Organism: Cercospora beticola
Lineage: Eukaryota; Fungi; Ascomycota; Dothideomycetes; Mycosphaerellales; Mycosphaerellaceae
Source: RefSeq, a predicted model, not a curated record